CUAUUAGAGUGACUUAAGCUAGGACAAUUGUAACACAAUUAACACAUCCGGCCACCUUUAACUCGUUAUGGAAAAUCGGAAAGUACCACAUUUCAACUACAUAACCCAUAAUGCACCAAAAACGUUUCCGUCUUUGUUUACGACACUUUACGACGCUCGUCACGCAGUAUCUCGAGUUGCUCAUAUUUCCAAAUCCAACACACUCAGCUAGAAUAAAAUGUUCAACAAAAAGCCCAAAAGGAAUUUUCGACAGAGAAAAGGAGACUCCAGUGAAGAGGAGGACACGCCGGUGGCCAGCGUGGAUAUAGACGGCUCGGACACGACAACAAUUGUGGUAAAUAAGCCGCUUAGAGGAGCCCACUCCCGUGGAAUCUCAUGCAGUUCAAAGCGGGAAGCGACCACUCCAAAGGUGGAUGAUGGUGACGGAGAGGACGUGGACACAUCAGAACCGACAGAGAAAGAUGAGACGGGGAAAUACAAAGAUGCCAUUAAGAAGAAAACAAGCACGGUGCUAAGUUUCUCCGAUGACAAAGAAUCUCUAGAACCUGAGUUUAAAUUGAAGAAGUCGUCUGAUAAAACUGUGCUGUUCCAAGUGAGAAAAAAAGAAGCUCCACCUGCCAGAACUAUCCACAGCACUGAGGCGGACACAUCUGCUUCUCCCAGGCGAGAAUGUGGCAGCCAAGCAUCGCCAUACAGUUCUCACCAAAGUGACACCGAUGAAGAUCAAGCCGAGGAGAUUGAAAAUGAAGAUGAUGAUGAGGAGGAGGAUGAGGCUGCCAGUUCCUCGUCAUCUAGUUCAAAAUACACCCACACUGAUAAUAAACCAGUUGUAAUCCCCAACAAGAGGCAGAUCGAAGCAGCCAAGAGGCAGCGACGCACCAAUCAAUCCCAGAAAGAGUUCAUCCCCCUGGCAAGAGGCAAAGAUGGGCGGAGCUCUUGUAGUAGCACACCUGACCGCUACAACAAGGAGGAAGUGGAGGAGGAAGAUGAAGAAAGGGAUGAUGAUGAUGAGGAAGAUGAUCACGAGAAAAGAAUUGAGUUUGCCCCACGCUUAAAAAGCGUCAGGGAGAGGAUUGCGGAGAAACUUGGUGGAAGUGAUGGCAGUUUGUCAGGGACUGACGAAGAGGAGCAGGAGCUUUGGGAGGAGACCCAAAUUGGCAAGGGAGUCAAGAGACGGCCAGGAGGACUUAGCCCAUCUGGCAGUGAGUCCAGUAACUAUAGCUGCAGUAGCUUUCAGCGUGAUGAACGACAAAGACAAAAGAAGAAAUCAAUCAGAAAGAUCCCCGAGACGCUUCCCUCCAUCACUGUCUCAAUGGUUAAAAGGAGGAUCACUGGAAAACUGGACUCCCUGAAGGAGGUACACAGAGCGCGGCUAGCUGAGCUGACUAGAAUGGAGGGAGAUGUUGACAGUGCUAAAUCCUCUCUGGAGAACCUUGAGGAAAGCUCUUCUGAAAAACAACUCAAGUUUUACAGGGACAUGACCCUCUUCACCCACAAUUUGUUAGAGUGUCUGCGAGAAAAGGUGGUUGAAAUAAACGCUUUGGAACUGGAGUUGCACACUCUACUUUCCAGCCAGAUGGAGGCACUGUGUGCUCAGAGACGACAGAAGAUCCAAGAGCAUGCUAACCACUUGCAGCAGCUCAGCAAAAAUGGAAGUCAGCUGGGAGACAGUACCAAUGGAGCUGCGACUGGAUGUGGCGAUGAAGCUGAAGAAGAUUGUGGUAUACCUGCGGACACACGGUCGUCGAGUGAGGAUGAAGACCAUCUGGAGAAGCAAACAGCGGACAUCCUGCAGAGGUCACAAGCGGUGUUUGCCGACGUUCACGAUGACUUUCACGACGUUAAAAGGAUCUUGUCUCGAUUUGAAGAAUGGCGGGCCUUCUAUUCGGAGUCUUACCACAGUGCCUACAUCUCCAUUUGUCUGCCCAAGCUGUUAAACCCCAUCAUAAGGCAUCAUCUGCUUGUGUGGAACCCUCUUAAGGAUACCUGCAUGGACUUUGAAAAAUCCCCAUGGUUCACAGCAGUGGAGACCUUCUGUCACGGUCACGGGCAUGAGGAGUUGGAACACUCGGACAGAGAAAUGCUGUGUAAUGUCAUAGAAAGGACCGUCAUACCUAAAAUAACAGCCUUUGUAGAUCUAAUGUGGGACCCCAUGUCUCUCCGUCAGUCAACCAGUCUCACUGAUCUUUGUCACCGACUGAAAGAGGACUAUUCUAUCUUUGAAGGAGAGCAGAGAAAACCAGUUAAGACGCUCACAGAAGCUGUGAUUGGACGUCUGCGGAGCUGUGUAGAUGAAGACGUCUUCAUUCCGCUCUACCCCAAAAAGCUCCUAGAUGAUCGUUUGUCUCCGCAGAGUCGCUUUAGAAAUCAACAAUUCUGGACGGCCAUUAAGCUGCUGGGAAACAUGGGAAAAUGGGACAUGCUAUUACCCGAUUCUACACUGAAGGAGCUCAUGUUGGACAAACUGCUGAGCCGAUACCUGAUGAUCACCCUGUGCAGUCAGAUGCCAUCGGAUAGCAAUCUUCAUGCUUGCAAAACGAUCGCCGACAGUCUGCCGCUCAAUUGGUUCAAAGGAGAAAACGAAUGUUUGCCUCAGCUGCAGUCAUUCAGAAACCACCUCGUUCAGAAGGCUCACAACAUUUGCAAACAGCCUACCGAUGAUCCAAAUACUAGGCUCGCUGUGGUGGAAGUGCUGAAAAUCCUAAGUACAAUUCGAUGCCAUGACUCCAUCAUGGCCAUAACAGAAAAAUACCACUACAAGGAUGUCAUCUAUUCUCAUCAGCUGCUCAAUCAGGAGACUGGAUGAACAAACAUGUCACAAGUUGGAUCAAAGGACGGCACACUUUUUCAUAAUUUUUUAAAGCAACAGUCGGCGACAAGAUGAGCGGGGACUACACAAUGAUCUUUCUUGUGUCUGUACAGGAAAACUGUUUUUAUAAAUUCAUAUUUUAUUUUGACUGUUGGUUCACACUAUUGUAACAAUGUGGCUCCAGAAACAUGCACAGCAACACAUCAUGCUGGCUUUAUCAAUGAUUGCAGUUCUUUCCUCAAACUGUCAUGUCAUGAACACGUUUCCUCUAAUGGAUGCAAUUCACAAGACAGUCGUAACAGGUUAUAAAAAAUGUGCCAAAAUACUGAGUAAUUACUGAGGUGUGAUAUUGGGUUGGUGACUCCAAAUUGUCCAUAAUAUCUAUGGUAUUCUGGAAUGUGAGUGCGAAAGUAUGCUAUUCGAGCGAUCCUUUCUUACCAAUGUCUAUUUGUUGCAUUGUCUGUAUUUGAUAUGCUGUUAGUUGUUUAAAAUGAAUAAAGUUUAAUAUACUUUUGC
Doryrhamphus excisus (bluestripe pipefish) is the source of this 3325-nucleotide messenger RNA. RefSeq names its product GC-rich sequence DNA-binding factor 2 (gene gcfc2). Lineage: Eukaryota; Metazoa; Chordata; Actinopteri; Syngnathiformes; Syngnathidae. Gene Ontology annotation, molecular function: DNA binding. Gene Ontology annotation, cellular component: nucleus. Gene Ontology annotation, biological process: mRNA splicing, via spliceosome. The record is from RefSeq and is a predicted model, not a curated record.